Messenger RNA from Cavenderia fasciculata, 642 nucleotides. RefSeq lists its product as uncharacterized. The record is from RefSeq and is a predicted model, not a curated record. Bases 1 to 642 code for a protein of 213 amino acids. The transcript is spliced from 2 exons. Lineage: Eukaryota; Evosea; Eumycetozoa; Acytosteliales; Cavenderiaceae.
AUGAGUGAAACACCAAACAAUUCAAAAAUAAGAUUCAAUGACAAGGUCACAAACAUCAAUGUUGGUGGCGAAGCUGGAGGCAUAUUAGAAGAAGCUGUGCACAAGGCUUUGAAGCAACAACAACAAUGUGGUUGCUCUGCUAGCAGCGAUGAAAAUUCAAAAUCAUGUAAUAAUAGUAACUGUAAUAAUAGCGCAAGCGGCGCAGUCGUUCAAGACGGAUGUAAUAACAAUAAUAAUAAUAGUAAUACCAACAAUGCCUCUUCUUCAUCUGUAAAUGGUGGUCAAUCGGCAACACAAGCAAAUAAUCAAAGAGUUAGAGAAGGUUCCAAAUCCAAUGGAUCAAACAACGCAAACGUCAGUGGAAUCAGUAAAGAUUCUAUUCUUUCAUCGAUUCCAAAAGACACUAUGGAGAAAAUCAAAGAAUGGAAAGUAAAAUAUGCCUUUAUUACUAAAGGGGCAAAGUUGGUAUCUACAUCCAAACAACAUAAAUUCAAAACUCCAGUUUCAAUUGGUGAAGCUGCUUAUUUUUUGGCUGAAUCACAAGUUAAAGAUUCAACAUUGGUAUUUUCAAAUGAUAAUAGUCUUAUAUUUUCAGAUGGAAUUUUUGUUGAUCUUGAUUUAAUAGAUGAUGAUGAUGAUUAA